Guyanagaster necrorhizus is the source of this 1307-nucleotide messenger RNA. Its product is annotated as uroporphyrinogen decarboxylase. The coding region runs from base 48 to 1139 and encodes 363 amino acids. The transcript is spliced from 4 exons. Gene Ontology annotation, biological process: heme biosynthetic process. Gene Ontology annotation, cellular component: cytosol. The record is from RefSeq and is a predicted model, not a curated record. Gene Ontology annotation, molecular function: uroporphyrinogen decarboxylase activity. Lineage: Eukaryota; Fungi; Basidiomycota; Agaricomycetes; Agaricales; Physalacriaceae.
GUGUCCCUUCUGCUCUUUCCACGUCACAGCUUUGCAGCAGUUCAUCUAUGGCGCCUCUACAGUUUCCUUCCUUGAAAAAUGACCUUUUACUGCGUGCAGCUCGCGGCGAACAAACCGAACGAGCCCCAGUAUGGAUUAUGCGACAAGCAGGGCGCCACCUUCCAGAAUUUCUAAAAAUUCGUGAAUCGCAUGGAUUCUUCGAGAUUUGCCAGACCCCCGAGCUCGCAUGUCAAGUAACCCUCCAGCCCAUUCGCCACUAUACUCCUCUCUUGGAUGCUGCGAUUAUAUUCAGUGAUAUCCUUGUCGUGCCUCAAGCGAUGGGUAUGGAAGUGCUCAUGCAACCAGGCCCUCACUUCACGCAUCCAUUGUCUGUCCCGCAGGACGUCGAAAAGCUGAACAAGGUGGUGGAUGUGAACAAGAUGCUCAAGUAUGUAUUCGAUGCCAUCACGUUAACGAGGAAGGAACUCGAUGGCGAGGUGCCUCUCAUUGGAUUCUGCGGCGGUCCAUGGACGUUGUUCGCGUACAUGAUUGAAGGAGGAGGAUCGAAAUCAUAUACGAAAGCAAAGUCGUGGCUCUUCAGGUACCCAGAGGAAUCGAAGGCACUGCUACAAAGGAUCGCUGACGUUUGCGUUGACUUCCUUGUUGGUCAAGUCCACGCCGGAGCCCAGCUUGUGCAAGUGUUCGACACCAAUGUCGGAGAGCUAUCACCUUACGACUUCCACACAUUCGCAUUCCCUGUCCUCCAGCAUAUUUCCAAGAAUGUUCGCCAACGAUUAAAUGCCGAUGGUUAUGGGAACACCCCGUUGACUCUCUUUGCUAAAAGCGCAAAUCAUGCCAUCGCUCAUACGGCCGAGCACGGAGGCUACGAUGUUAUAGGACUUGACUGGUGCAUCGACCCCGCAGAAGCAAGACGCCUAACAGGAGGCAAGGUUGCUUUGCAGGGUAAUAUGGACCCCGAUUUGUUGUACGGCGGUAAAGACGCCAUCGAGGCGUACGUGAAGCGGAUGUGUGAAGCUUUCGGAGGUCCCAAAGGGUGGAUUGCGAACCUUGGACAUGGCAUUACACCUGGUGUUGAUCCCAAGGACGUUCAAUGGUUCUUUGAGUGCGUCCACAAGUACUCUGCAGGCAAAACGUCGUGAUGGCAAAUCUUUAAAUGUAUUCGUUUACGCUCCAGCUCUAAUUUGCGUGUAUAACAGGUCUAGUCCCUGCAUCCAUUCCAAAAUCGAAGUUUAGUAUAUAUACAAUUAUGCAGGUAUGUAAAAGGACCAGAAGCAGCCCAGAUGGAUGUAUCAUAUGUAUGAAAUAAC